GGACACUGGAAAGUGGAAACUACAAGAAAACUCAGUUUCACAGUGCCAUGGUCUAAAUGGCUUCUCCUCUUAUCACAAGAAAUCCCAGUUUCCACACACUGCGAUCCCACACUCACCAAACCAACCUCUUCACUGCAACCUCUUCCAUCACCACCAAAUCUCUCUCCGUCCUCAGUUUCGCCAAGAUGGAAGGAAGUGAGCAAGUAGCUGGGAAAUCAGGGGAAGAGGAUUUGAGUGUCAAGAAGAAGAUUUUUGUUGCUGGAGCCACUGGGAGUACAGGGAAAAGAAUUGUUGAGCAGUUACUGGCCAAGGGUUUUGCUGUUAAGGCUGGGGUUAGAGACUUGGACAAAGGGAGGUCUGCACUUUCCUCAACCAACCCAUCUCUUCAAAUUGUGAAAGCUGAUGUCACGGAGGGCUCUGACAAGCUAGCUGAAGUGAUCGGUGAUGAUUCAGAAGCUGUUGUAUGUGCCACAGGCUUUCGGCCAGGGUGGGAUUUGCUUGCCCCAUGGAAGGUUGACAAUUUUGGCACGGUGAACCUUGUUGAGGCAUGCAGAAAACGUAAAAUUAACAGAUUCAUUCUUGUCAGUUCCAUUUUAGUUAAUGGAGCAGCUAUGGGACAACUACUGAAUCCAGCUUACAUCUUUCUCAAUGUUUUUGGACUCACCUUAGUAGCAAAACUACAAGCUGAGAAUCAUAUAAGGAAAUCUGGGAUAAAUUAUACAAUAAUAAGACCUGGUGGAUUGAGAAAUGACCCUCCCACCGGAAACGUUGUUAUGGAGCCAGAGGACACCCUUUCUCAAGGUAGCAUAUCCAGAGAUCAUGUUGCAGAAGUAGCUGUGGAAGCGUUGGCUUGUCCUGAGGCGUCUUACAAAGUUGUGGAGAUAGUCUCUCGCCCGGAUGCUCCUAAACGCACGUACCAUGAUCUUUUUGGUUCCAUAAGGCAAAGAUGAUUUUGAACUUAGGACUUGAUUGCAGAUUUUUGCUUUCUGUUGGCAAAUGUGUAUCUUACUUUCUUCUCAUGUGUUUUGUUCAUUAAUGAGUGUAAUAUGUGUACAUAUUGAGAUACCUUUCGUGGUGCUCUUUAUUAAGUACUCUAGAAGACUAGAAAUUACAGUA
This is a messenger RNA of Lotus japonicus, 1116 nucleotides long. RefSeq lists its product as uncharacterized. Bases 57 to 950 code for a protein of 297 amino acids. The record is from RefSeq and is a predicted model, not a curated record. NCBI's taxonomy places the organism in Eukaryota, Viridiplantae, Streptophyta, Magnoliopsida, Fabales, Fabaceae. The transcript is spliced from 5 exons.